AUGGUGGGUGAUUCGAAAGUGAAGGUUCCAAUAGCAUUCGGAAUGAAGUUAUCACCGUCUUUGAACAAACCAGUUGUUGAUAUGUCUCUCUAUCGACAAAUGAUAGGUUCAUUGAUGUUUCAAGCAAAUCCUUUUGAACCUCACAUGACGGCUGUAAAGAAUAUCUUCAGAUAUCUUAAACGAACCACUUCGCUCAGAAUAUGGUACCCUUCUAAUUCAGGGUUCUUUGCGCAAGCGUUCUCAGAUGCUGAUCUUGGCGGAUGCCGUCUUAAUCAUAAAAGUACCAUGGAAGGAUGUCAAUUUCUUGAAGGAAAACUCGUCAGCUGGAAAUCUAAAAAGCAAACUUGUGUCUCACUAUCUACUGUUGAAGCUGAUUAG
Messenger RNA from Lactuca sativa (garden lettuce), 378 nucleotides. The record is from RefSeq and is a predicted model, not a curated record. Lineage: Eukaryota; Viridiplantae; Streptophyta; Magnoliopsida; Asterales; Asteraceae.